Messenger RNA from Brienomyrus brachyistius, 2021 nucleotides. RefSeq names its product cytidine monophosphate (UMP-CMP) kinase 2, mitochondrial (gene cmpk2). Gene Ontology annotation, biological process: dTDP biosynthetic process; dUDP biosynthetic process; dTTP biosynthetic process. Lineage: Eukaryota; Metazoa; Chordata; Actinopteri; Osteoglossiformes; Mormyridae. The transcript is spliced from 5 exons. Gene Ontology annotation, cellular component: mitochondrion; cytoplasm. The coding region runs from base 321 to 1595 and encodes 424 amino acids. Gene Ontology annotation, molecular function: ATP binding; dTMP kinase activity. The record is from RefSeq and is a predicted model, not a curated record.
GGAAGUCUGAAAACACGAAUAUUACAGAUUACACUGCAGAGUUUGUUGCAUCUGCACAUAUUAGCCUACAUGAAAUAAUCACAUAUUACAAUGCAUGCCUGCGAUUCAAAAUAGUGAGUUUUUAGUCUUCCAUACGUGGAAAAGUAAAGUUUCGGUGCUCUGUGAACGAACUUUCGUUUUCGUGUAAACAGUGUUUACUUUCGGUUUCUCGUCGAAUGCGAUCCGUAAGUUUCGGUUCGUUACAGUGCGUUUUGUAAUCAGCCUGUGAAUGAAACCUCAUCGUGAUCGUGGUCUACUUCGCGGAGCAUUUUGCAGUAAAUAUGAGCAGACGUGCACUCAGCUGCCUGAGCCACUGGUCCUCUCGGCUCUUCGCCAUCGAGACGAACCCAGCAAUCGAACCCGUGUAUUUUUCUCUUAUUAAAACCCCACCGACAGACGCAGAGAUGCCGGCGUUUCAAGAAAUAUUCAGACGAGAAAGAAGCUACUCCUUCCACGUCUGUGUCGAAGACAGAAUCCAAAGAGCUCUUUUCCACGACGAUCUUCGGCAUGAGUUAAUUUCGAGGUUUGGGGGAGAUGCUGUGUUUGAAAUGUCCUCCUUUCGUCCCAAUGUGAAAAACUCUCUGGUCAAGGGUUUUUUCGUGAAUGGCGUGCGUGGCACGCCGGAGACGGAGCAAAUUCUAAGCAAACUGCUUCAAAACAACCGACUGGCCGUGUGCACCUACGUCCCCGGGGAGGGAGGCGGUCAGUGGCGCCAGGAGCUGCUGUGCCCCGCGAAGGACGGCGCAGUGGCCGCGGCUGACAGCUACGGCGUGGCACCCGUCCCGAGUCCAGAUCAUCACCCAUCAGCGAUGGACAUCAUAAACUCCAGCGUCUUCUACAGCUUCCUAGAAGCCCACCGUGUUAUGGCGGAGUGCGCUCACGUUAUUCCGGAAGCGCAGCAUGUGCUGCAGAGUGUGGAUCUGACGUUGCCGGCGAGGAAGGGAGACCGCUUCCCAGUGAUUGUCAUUGAAGGGCUGGAUGCAACAGGAAAAACCACCUUGACCGAGUCCCUGAAAGAGUCCCUCGGGGGCGUCCUGCUGCGCUCCCCCCCACUCUGCCUCAGUCCAUGGAGAGCCUGCUUCGACGCCAAACCCGCCCUUUUCCGGCGGGCAUUUUACGCCCUGGGGAAUUACGUCACUGCCGCCCAGAUCUCCGCAGAGUCAGCCCGGGCUCCCGUUAUUGUCGACAGGUACUGGCACAGCACGGCCGCCUAUGGCAUCGGCACGGCCGUGAGCGGCAAGGUGGGCAAUCUGCCAGGCCGGGGGUCUGAGGUGUACCGCUGGCCGGGCGACCUGCUGCGGCCCGACCUGGUCCUGCUGCUGACCGUCAGCCCCGAGGAGCGGCUGAGGAGGCUCACGGGGAGGGGCGGGGAGAAGACCCGCGAGGAGGUGGAGCUGGAGGCCAACCAGCUUUUCCGCAGCAAAGUGGAGGAGGCCUACAGGAGGAUGGAGGACCCAGCCUGUGUGGUUGUGGAUGCCAGCCCUUCUGCAGAAGAAGUCCUGCAACAAGUGCUGCUUGUAAUUAAAGAUAAAGUGCACUUGCGGAGGAGCUUGUAAUACAUGGAUCUGCAGAGACAGGCUGCGAUACUGUAUUUGGCCAGCAGGUGGCAGCACACCACCACAGAACUGGUUCUCCAGCCCGCUCGCCUCACUCCAGACCCCUCCCAUCCCCCUGCAGGAGAUCCAGGUUGCGGCAGUGGUGUGACUGGUGCGUUGACGCAAAAUUCUAAGACCAGCGGCUGGACAUGCUGCUGCAUUUCUGAUGUCGACACAGAGCUAAAAUGUUCGAACAGUCCCUAGGCUCUGAGUGUCAACGUUGGCACACAGCUGGAACGAGAGCAAUGAUCUGUCCAGGCUGAAACUCAAGGAACAAGGAAUUGUGUUCACUUACAGGUUAUGUGUGAAUUUCAUUUUAUUUUAUCAGUUUGGAAUCUUUCAUCAAGACACUCAAGUUCAAUAAACAGUAAAAUCACUCAGGCUAUA